Molecule: messenger RNA, 333 nt
Organism: Sporothrix schenckii 1099-18
Lineage: Eukaryota; Fungi; Ascomycota; Sordariomycetes; Ophiostomatales; Ophiostomataceae
Exons: 1
Coding region: 1-333 (110 amino acids)
Source: RefSeq, a predicted model, not a curated record
AUGUCGAGAGGGAGAGAGAGACUGGAGACGGCCAAAACGUCAGAAGAAUUGGGAACUCUUUUGGGAAAGUGCCAGGGGGUGCGCGAGACCAAGAGGAAAUUAAAGUGGGAAAGUGCGCGCGCGUGGGUAGCUUUCCUGGUCCAGAGAGAAGCAGGGGCCAACGACAGAGGGAAGGAACGGCGCAGGCAGCAAAGUACAACAUCUGCUGGAAAGGGAAGGGGGUCAGUCAAAAAGGGAAAGAGCAGUGAAGCACAGGCCCCAUGUCGCUUCACUUUGCCCAGGUGCCGCUGUCUGUGCCAAUCGAACCAGAAGGGGCGCGCUGCCGACGCGUAG